This is a messenger RNA of Podarcis lilfordi (Lilford's wall lizard), 342 nucleotides long. Lineage: Eukaryota; Metazoa; Chordata; Lepidosauria; Squamata; Lacertidae. The record is from the annotation of a GenBank genome assembly.
AUGCGGAUCUCGGGAGAGGUACACCCCCUAGAGACCCGCAGUUCCCUCGCACCGGUUUAUGUGCAAGGACCUGGCCGAAACCGGCACCGCAAAUCUAUUUGCUUGCGCGCUCCGAUCCUGGACACGCGACUGUGGAAAUUAAAUCCCGCAGCAAUCGCGAUCGCUUUGAAGUUUGGGAUCAGGCGAUCUAUCGGCACUGACUGCCCCUUGCCAAGCACCGUCCAGUUUCGUUGCGUUGGGCUAGUGCUGCCUGCAUUUCACUCCAAAGGAGUCAAGACCGGAGUAAGACCAGUGAGAUCUGAAUGUGCCCAAUUUGGGAAAGUCCCCACGUGCUCCUCGUAA